AUGGGCUGCCUGGCAGCAUAUACUCUAGUGACCGGACUAUUUACCCACGUCUCCGGACUAAUGAUCUUCACCAACCCCCCGCCGUUUGGAACAACCGGCGACUUCAGCAAUAGCCCAACAUACGACGCAGGGACUAUUGUGAACGUCGGUUGGACCCCCGGCGAAGACGGAGGCGGUGUUUCCCUGGUCCUAAAGAACCUCGAGAUAUCGAACCUGUUCUAUCUCAGUCUUUUCCAAGAAGGAAAAGGGGGUGGGGAUUCGAGUAGUCGUUACUUUUACAUUGAGGAGAGUCGCGCUGGAGAUAUUGCAUCGUCGUCUUCUUCGGUCAUGUUUCCGACAUCGACAUCGACAUCGCAAGCCGCGUCGUCGACCGGUACACCGGCCCCAACACAGACAAGCUCGCCCGAGUCAAGUACCCCAUCAAACACAGAAACAACCAGCAUACCAACCAGCAGCGCAACAACCGCACCCAACCUCUCCACCCAAGCCACCUCCCCAGCCGCCUUCCCCCUAGCCGCCAAGAUCGGCCUCGGCGUAGGCAUACCCGUCGCACUCAUCCUAGGCCUCGCAGCAGGAUGGUUCCUUUUCCGGCGCCAGCGUCACGAGAAAAACGACGUUAUGCCAGAGUACGCAGUACACGAGGUACAUGUACCUAUGACCCAGUACAAGAGCUACGACAACGCAAGUCACCACGGUAGUGAUAUGAAUGUGACGGAGGCGCCUGCGCAUUCCCCCGUGGAGUUGGCACAGGGCUAUUAUGCGUGGAAAAGUCAAGCACAGAGUAAAUCCGAGACUCCUGCAAUAGUGCGGUAUGAGAUGUGA
This is a messenger RNA of Pyrenophora tritici-repentis Pt-1C-BFP, 822 nucleotides long. Its product is annotated as solute binding protein. NCBI's taxonomy places the organism in Eukaryota, Fungi, Ascomycota, Dothideomycetes, Pleosporales, Pleosporaceae. The record is from RefSeq and is a predicted model, not a curated record.